Messenger RNA from Microthlaspi erraticum, 378 nucleotides. Lineage: Eukaryota; Viridiplantae; Streptophyta; Magnoliopsida; Brassicales; Brassicaceae. The record is from the annotation of a GenBank genome assembly.
AUGGUUGGAAAAUUGCUUGUUCAUGAACUAGAACUGAGGGGAGUCAAGAAAGCUAAAGGCAUUGCACUUGUGUCGAUGGAGAAACAGCCUGAAGCAGAGUCUGACGAAGAUAACAUCAGCCUCCUUGUGCGACACUUUGACAAAGUUCUGAAGAAAUUAGAGAAAGGAAAAAGCCAACCACGAACUGGUAAUGGGAGAAAGCCUAUGACAAGAGUGAAGGGAGCAAGGAGGCACAGUGUCAUGAGUGUAAAGGUUAUGGGCAUUUCAAGACUGAAUUUCCCACUGUUAAAAGGAGAGAUAUCACAUGCUACAAGUGUAGAGGCUUCGGACACGCACAACAGGAAUGUGAAAGUGAAGAGAGGCUGGGAAAAUCGAUGA